This is a messenger RNA of Nanorana parkeri, 957 nucleotides long. It is a transcript of the gene YWHAQ, whose product is annotated as tyrosine 3-monooxygenase/tryptophan 5-monooxygenase activation protein theta. Lineage: Eukaryota; Metazoa; Chordata; Amphibia; Anura; Dicroglossidae. Bases 81 to 827 code for a protein of 248 amino acids. Gene Ontology annotation, biological process: signal transduction. The transcript is spliced from 5 exons. The record is from RefSeq and is a predicted model, not a curated record. Gene Ontology annotation, cellular component: cytoplasm.
CUACAACUCCUCAGUCGAGCCCUUCACAUCUUUGAUUUCCCAGAUUUUUCUCCUCCUGUGUACCAAAUCCCACAGAAGCCAUGUCAGAAAGAACCGACCUGAUCCAGAAGGCCAAGCUGGCUGAGCAAGCAGAGCGAUACGAUGAUAUGGCAGCCAACAUGAAGGCUGUAACGGAAUGCGGAGAGGAGCUGUCCAAUGAAGAAAGGAACCUUCUUUCUGUUGCUUACAAGAAUGUGGUGGGAGCAAGAAGGUCCUCUUGGAGGGUCAUUUCCAGCAUCGAGCAGAAGUCGGGUGAAUCGGAAAAGAAGGCGCAGCUGAUUAAAGAAUACCGGGAGAAAAUCGAGAGUGAGCUCAAGAAUGUUUGUGCAGCUGUUCUGACCCUGCUUAAGGAGUUUUUAAUUCCUAAAGCCUCGCAACCAGAGUGCCAAGUAUUUUACCUAAAAAUGAAGGGGGACUAUUACCGAUACCUUUCAGAGGUGGCGAAGGAUGCUGAUAGAGCCCAAACAAUAGACGACUCACAAGCAGCUUACCAAGAAGCAUUUGACAUCAGCAAGCAGAAAAUGCAGCCAACCCACCCCAUCCGCUUGGGCUUAGCUCUAAAUUUUUCUGUAUUCUAUUAUGAAAUUCUUAAUAGCCCAGAAAAGGCCUGUUCACUGGCAAAGACUGCAUUUGAUGAAGCCAUCGCAGAACUAGACACCCUCAAUGAAGACUCCUACAAAGAUAGCACUCUUAUCAUGCAGCUACUUAGAGACAACCUAACAUUAUGGACGUCAGACACCAAUGAAGGUGGUGAUGGUGGUGACGGCUGUGAACCAGAAAACAACUAACCUGCGCUGCAGACACCUGUCCCCGAACAACCCUUUUUACACGUCUCCAUUCCUAAUCGCUCCACGUGGAUUUCCUAUAGCAAAGAAAGUCCAUCCAUGUGUAACGGAAAUAAAGUUUUUAGUUUCUUCA